AUGGCAACCGUCAAUUGGAACUCUCUUCCCAGCCUGGCUCUCCACCAGGUAUUCACUCACCUAUCACCCGAAUCCAGAGUGGCCGCUUCGUCGACUUGCAAACACUGGAGGACCGCUCUAUACCAUCCUCAGUUCUGGCACAGUCUGGUGCUGGACAUAUCGUCUGCUGGAACUUCAUACGCUGAAGUCAAGUCCAAAGUGAAGCACGCCAAUAAGAACCUAGUGACGUUGGUACGUGACAUCCACCUUGCAUUUGAUUCCCGUAGCACUCAGUGCUUUGAAUUGGCUUCAUCUGUUGUCAAGGCGUUAAUGGGCAAUCAACUGUUAAGAAACGUUGACAUUGAACUCAAUCACUGUGAGUUGUCGAAGGACGAAAUAUUUCAGUACAGGUGGUCAAUUCAAAACUAUUUUGAGUUUGCUAUUCUCAAUGUCGUGCAGAAAGGAAACAUCGAAGGGUUUAGUUUUGGAUAUUUUAUGUUUUACUAUUGGAAUGCUUUGAUUCAUAUGCUAUCCAAGUAUAGUUGUGAUAGCUUACAACGUUUGGAACUAGCUGGAUUGGGACCAUCAAUUUUUAACGAAGAGAGCAAAACAACAUGUUUUAAUUCUACUUUUGAUAGUAUGUCGUCGCUAAUCAAUUUAAAGAAAUUAAGUUUAGACCUAAAUUCCAAUACGUGCAAAUUGCUUCCAGCAUUGUGUUCAAUGUCUCAAUUGGAAAUCCUUGUUUUACAUGUUCAUAAUGAGUUGGAUAUAGAUAUAAGUGAUGAUAUUUGGGCAGAUAUUAAAAAAUACUGCCCAAAACUUGAACUAAGAUUAACAAUUAUCAACUGUCAUAUUGUUGCUAAGCACCUUCAUACUAAGUUACUUCGUCCAUCAAUGCCAUUAACACAUCUCAAAGUUCUUUUUUGUAAUGUAAUGAAUAUUGAAGUAUUGCAUAAAUUACUGGACUAUAGAAAUACAUUUCAAUCAUUAAUUUGGGUUGACGAACAAUCAAUGAACCCUGCUGGCUUACUUAAAGGACAUUGGCAUCUUGAACCUUCUGCAGAUGGCAUUGAAACUAAUCCACUGAUAAUAUUGUCAUGGGUUUGCAGCAAACUUACAGAACUUGUUGUAUUGGGAUACUUUAUUGAACCAGUGGACGUAUGUGGAAUUGCAAGACUGAGAGGUUCUAACUUGAAAAGGUAUGAAUUACUAGAAGAAGAUAUUUGCUUUCAUCAACCACAAACCGAAAUGAUUUAUGAUGAAGUUAUUUUAGAUGUAUCAAACUGGAUGGAUACAAAUUGGAAACCUUUGAAUAAAAAUAAUUUAUUUGUAAGUCAUUCAAAUUACAUUUUGAAAUGUAUUUCUAAAGAUUUAACAACAAAAUUAGAUAUUAAUUAA
Messenger RNA from Macrosiphum euphorbiae (potato aphid), 1377 nucleotides. NCBI's taxonomy places the organism in Eukaryota, Metazoa, Arthropoda, Insecta, Hemiptera, Aphididae. The record is from the annotation of a GenBank genome assembly.